UUUUCUUACCGCCAAAGACAAACAUGAAGACUUCAAUCUUUGCAUUUUCCAUCAUAUUUUUUCUCUUCACCAUAGAACUCUUCAUUUGCAUAACUGCUGCAGCACCUGAACCAGUGCUUGAUAUCUCAGGCCAGGAACUGAGAACAGGUGUCAAGUACUACAUUUUACCAGUGAUAAGAGGGAAAGGUGGUGGUUUAACAGUUGCAAGCACCGGUAACAACACAUGCCCUCUUUUUGUGUUGCAAGAGAAGCUUGAAGUGUUGAAUGGCACCCCAGUUACUUUCACACCCUGGAAUGCUAAAGAUGGUAUCAUCCUCACCUCAACUGAUCUCAACAUCAAGUCCCAUGUGACAACCACCACUUGUGCUCAACCCCCAGUGUGGAAGCUUCUCAAAGUGUUGACAGGAGUGUGGUUUUUGAGCACUGGUGGUGUUGAAGGCAAUCCAGGUGUUGACACCAUUGUCAAUUGGUUCAAGAUUGAGAAAGCUGAGAAAGACUAUGUGCUUUCUUUCUGUCCCUCAGUCUGCAAAUGCCAAACUUUGUGCAGGGAACUUGGGUUGUUUGUUGAUGAUAGUGGGAACAAGCAUUUGGCUCUGAGUGAUAAAGUUCCAUCCUUCAGAGUCAAGUUCAAGAAGGCUUAAUUUCCAACCAAAUCAAUGCAAGCAUGAAUAAAAUAUUAGUGAAAAUCAGACUAGCCUUUCUUUUGGGAUGGACAUGUUUAUGAUAAGUGUUCUGCUGAACGUAUGCUUUUGUCUAAGUGUAAACACACCCUUUGGUGCUCAUUUUGAGAAUGAAAAAGCUCACUGAUCAGAGAUCCAU
Messenger RNA from Abrus precatorius (Indian licorice), 819 nucleotides. Its product is annotated as kunitz trypsin inhibitor 2-like. The record is from RefSeq and is a predicted model, not a curated record. Gene Ontology annotation, molecular function: endopeptidase inhibitor activity. The transcript has a single exon. The coding region runs from base 24 to 641 and encodes 205 amino acids. Lineage: Eukaryota; Viridiplantae; Streptophyta; Magnoliopsida; Fabales; Fabaceae.